Molecule: messenger RNA, 1393 nt
Organism: Cucurbita pepo subsp. pepo (vegetable marrow)
Lineage: Eukaryota; Viridiplantae; Streptophyta; Magnoliopsida; Cucurbitales; Cucurbitaceae
Source: RefSeq, a predicted model, not a curated record
UUCGGCUAAAACGAAUGAGGCCCACUAACCUUGUUGGGCUAAGUGUAAGGCCUGGAUCGAAUCCAAUUUGUAGGAGUCAGCCCAAAUAACCUUAUUGGGCCCAGAGUAGGGCCUUUAUCGAAGUCCAUUUGUAGGAGUCAGCCCAAAUAACCUUACUGGGCCCAGUGGAAGACCUGUAUCGAAUCCCAUUUUGUAGGUGUCAGCCCAAAUAACCUUAUUGGGCCCAGAGUAGGGCCUUUAUCGAAGUCCAUUUGUAGGAGUCAGCCCAAAUAACCUUACUGGGCCCAGUGGAAGACCUGUAUCGAAUCCCAUUUUGUAGGUGUCAGCCCAAAUAACCUUAUUGGGCCCAGAGUAGGGCCUUUAUCGAAGUCCAUUUGUAGGAGUCAGCCCAAAUAACCUUACUGGGCCCAGUGGAAGACCUGUAUCGAAUCCCAUUUGUAGGGGUCAGCCCAAACUAUAUGGGUAUAAAAUUGAAAUUUCAAUAUAAUAUAAGAGGCCCACUAAUAACAGUCUCUGCAAGACAAGCAGAAUUCUUGAGGUCGAGAGUACAGCAAUUUCUUGCUUGUUUUCGUGUUGUGCAUCUCUCACAUGCGGUUUCUGCUCCUCCAUCGUCUCUGGAAUCUUGAGGUGCUCCGCUAGGCUUGCAUACUGCGGCCUGUUCGGAGUCUCCUUGGUGGUUUCAUGGGUUCUCAGAGAGUUCGCAGCUCCUCUGACGGAGAAGAUGCCAUAUCGAGGAAAUGCGCGAAGCCGGGAUGUAAAGGGUUGAAGAAGGCUAUGGAGUUUGAUCUGCAAUUGCAAACGGAGGAGUGUGUGAAGGGUGGGUCCAAGGAGAUUGAUAAAUUGCCGUGGAAGGGAGGUAGUGAGGCUAACCCGGAUUAUGAGUGCUUGAGGUCCGAGCUGAGGAAGAUGGCACCACCCAAUGGUCGAGCUAUUUUGCUCUUUCGGGCGCGCUGUGGCUGCCCCAUCGCGAAGCUUGAAGGCUGGGGGACUAAGCGCGGGCGGCGGCAUAAGAAUGGGAAGCUAUGCAAGAAAGUUUCGGGGGCUCGGUUAGCAUACCCCAAGUAAUUUGUUUCUGGGCUCUGGCUACAUUGGGCAUUAACGGGGGAGGAGGCCAUCGCUGAUCAUCGAUGGCGACUUCAUUCUCGAGAAGACCUUCCAUAUAACUUACUUUCUCUUUCCAUCAUUUUACUUAUUUUUAGAUGGUUGUUCUGAAACAUAUGGAUUAUUAGAGCUUUCUUUUAUAAGAAUUCUAUAACAUAGUGAUAUUCAUUUUCAGAAACAGGCUUCCCCCAUCCCUGCAUUAGCCUGGGGAGACCCUCCCUCUCCCUCGCCCAUGGAAAUUGAAAUAUAUACCCAAACUUACUGCAAAUAAAACGAUAGACAAUGAUGAUUA